AUGCGCAAGCAAGACCACAUUGAAGAUGAAUUUCAUUUUCUAAUGGAAUGUCAUCAAUAUAAAACUCAACUGUUCACAUUGGCUAAAAAUGCGAUCCAACAUUUUGACAAUGAUGUUAUUACCAAGAGAUCAGCAGACAUGAUCAUGAAAUCACCAGAUGACCAAGUUCAUCAGUUUGGGAUUGUUGAUUACAUCAUUUUCAGUGUAAUGCUGGGUAUAUCGGCAGGGACAGGGUUGUAUCAUGCUUUCAGUGGAGGGGGACAGAAAACGACAUCAAAAUUUUUAAUGGCUGAUAGAAGUAUGUACAGUAUUCCAGUUGCUAUCUCUGUACUGGCAUCCUUUGUAUCGGCCAUUAGCAUUCUGGGUAUUCCAGCCGAGAUAUUUAUCCAUGGAGCACAGUACUGGAUUAUUGUACUCAGUUUCUUAUUUACAAUUCCCAUAACUGCAAUGGUUUUUAUACCAGUUUUCCAUGGACUAGGAAUUAUCAGUGCCUAUGAAUACCUUCAAAAAAGAUUUAGUGUGAGUGUGCGUAUCUGUGGUUCCUUCCUGUUCUUAACACAGACUGCCUUUUAUAUGGCCAUAGUUUUAUAUGCUCCAGCAUUGGCCCUGGAGGCUGUGACAAAAUUUGAAACCUGGAAGACAGUUUUAAUUACUGGUUCAAUAUGUACGCUUUAUACAUCUUUGGGUGGCAUAAAGGCUGUUAUUUGGACUGAUGUCUUCCAGUUCUGUGUGUUGUUUGGAGCAUUGUUGACUGUUAUUAUUAUGGGUACUAUACACACUGGCGGUAUGUCUUAUAUUUGGCAUUAUAAUUCAAAUCAUGGACAUUUGAAUUUCUUCGACUUUACAGUGGAUCCCACUGCAAGGCUGUCUUUUUGGUCCUUGGUUAUUGGUGGUACAUUCAAUAACUUAUCAAUAUGGGCCGUUAGUCAAACUGCUGUACAGAGAUUUCUAACUUCUAAAUCAAAACAAGAGGCUGUUAAAUCAGUUUGGAUCAAUCUUCCUGGUAAUAUUAUUAUGUUCACUUUUGUAUCAUUCAUUGGAAUAAUAUUAUUUGCAUUUUAUAAUAAUGACAUGACCAGUCUACUUCCUGCUAUAAAUAGUACCAUAAAUGGUAGUAUUGAAGUGAGUGACACAAUGGUUCCUCACUAUACUCCUCAGUACAACUCCAUAGACCAGAUAUUGGUCUUCUUUGUAAGUGAAGAGAUUGGAGGUGUACCAGGGAUGCAGGGAUUAUUUGUAGCUUGUAUCUUCGCCGGAACACUAAGCACUGAGGCCUCUGGUUUGAACGCCAUGGCAACUGUCACAUUUGUAGACAUCAUCAAGCCAUGGAGAGAAUAUCGUCGCCAUAGUAAUCAUUCUAUCAAUACUGCCAGUAUGGAUGCCAGGGAUACAAAAAUAACUAAAAUUUUAACAUUUGUAUUUGGUGUAACGAGUAUAGGAUUGGCAUUUGUGGCAGCACAUAUCGGAUCCCUGGUAAAAAGUGUCAACUCAGUGUUCGGUACAGCAGGCGGCCCACUAUUGGGAAUAUUCACGCUUGGUAUUUUGUUCAAAAGAGCCAACUCAGGUGGCGUCUUAAUUGGUUUAUUAGCUGGUUUCUCAUUGGCUGUGUGGAUAGCUGUUGGUGCAAUGGUUUAUAAAGAUCCUGUUACUGGUGAUGUGUUACCCGACGCAUUUGUCUUGUAUAGGUUGUCAUUUAUGUGGUACAGCGGUGUCGGUUUCUUAGUAACUGUCGUAAUUGGAUUAAUAUCCAGUGAAAUAAUCCGAUGUUUUAUUGUAGACGAGAGACUACAAGUUGUUGAUCCAGGACUACUUGCUACAUUCCUAAGACCUAAAGGCUGGCAUCAGUAUACCGUAAUAGCUACGGUGCAGGAUGGUGACUCCGAUGACCUCCAGAUUGACGAGCCAAUGAUACCGAGUCUUACAGUCAACACAGAUGAAACAGAGAGAAAUGCGCAGUUAUUAAUGGAUAACGACAAUGUAGAGACUGUUUACUGACUUACGUUAUAUACUCUUUUUGUUUUGCUUUUCAGUCUCAGUUGGUUACUAAUUCUUGUUUUCCUAUAAAAUUGUAUUCUGAACUAUAUGCAUUUUAAUAUCAAAGGGGGCUGGUGGUUAGGGUUGUGUGCCCCAUGUUUAGCAAUGUUACAUACAUAGGUCGAACACACUGUUCAUUCAUUAACAUUUUUGUAUAGAGUCUACCGUGCAUCUUGCAAUAAUUCUAUAAUAAACAGUUGAUUCAGCUACUAAUUCAUAUACAAUUUUGUUGGGGAUAUGGGGGGGGGGGGUGUGAUAAUGAUGUUUUUAAGUCCAGCCCUGCCACCACCAUUCAAAAUAUGAGCCUGAGAUUGACAUUAACCAUUCACUUAGGGGGCCUUGACAAACCAAACAGAUUGGCACAAAUUAUAUGAUAAGUUCAGCUAUCUGUGUACAUUAUGAAAUGCAUAAAAUUAAAAUAUAUUUCAAAUU
Saccoglossus kowalevskii is the source of this 2466-nucleotide messenger RNA. RefSeq names its product sodium-dependent multivitamin transporter-like. Lineage: Eukaryota; Metazoa; Hemichordata; Enteropneusta; Harrimaniidae. Gene Ontology annotation, biological process: sodium ion transport; transmembrane transport. Gene Ontology annotation, cellular component: membrane. The record is from RefSeq and is a predicted model, not a curated record. Gene Ontology annotation, molecular function: symporter activity.